CAACCAUGCCCCGGCUGGCUCAAAGAAUCAAAAUGUGUUUUGCUUUAGCUCCUGUAGCCACACUUAAAUAUGCCCAAAGCCUGUUGACAAAGCUUGCAUUACUUCCCGAUGUAGUGAUGAAGACUGUAGUUGGCGCAAAAGAAUUCAUACGACAGAAUUUUUUUGCUGACUUGUUUGCUGCUGAAUUUUGCAGCCAGGGCACGUUAUCAGAAUUUUGUGGCGACCUCAUGUUUGAGCUGUGUGGAUUUAAUGAGAAGAACUUAAAUAUGAGCCGAAUAUAUGUGUAUAUAACACAUGCCCCAGCUGGAACCUCUGUACAAAACAUGAUUCACUGGAAACAGGCGAUUAAAAGUGAUAAACUGAAAGCUUAUGACUGGGGAAUACCAUCUAACAAAGUCCACUAUGAUCAGGAUACUCCACCCAUAUGCAAUGUGACAGACGUGCAAGUCCCAACUGCAAUGUGGAGUGGUGGAAAUGACUGGCUCGCUGACCCUACGGAUGUUGACCUUUUGCUCCCACAAGUCACUAACCUGGUUUACCCCAAGGUGAUUCCUGAGUGGAACCAUCUGGAUUUCAUCUGGGGCCUUGAUGCACCUGAGCGCUUGUAUAAUGAAAUCCUCGACUUGAUGAGGAAGAAUACAUAAAAAUGUGGCUUUGGGAUCAAGUAUUAUAUUAAUUUCUGUUGAUAUCUGUCUUAUUUGGUUUUUAAUGAAUUACAAAACUCUUAUAUGUAACAAUCUAUACUUGAUGAAUUUACUUUACUUUAAUAAAAUUUUCUUUAAUGAACUUCAG
This is a messenger RNA of Mauremys reevesii (Reeves's turtle), 792 nucleotides long. Its product is annotated as lysosomal acid lipase/cholesteryl ester hydrolase-like. The transcript is spliced from 5 exons. The coding region runs from base 6 to 644 and encodes 212 amino acids. The record is from RefSeq and is a predicted model, not a curated record. NCBI's taxonomy places the organism in Eukaryota, Metazoa, Chordata, Testudines, Geoemydidae.